GGUGGUCCAGUUUUCACUUCCGGGUUAACAGUCUCAGCUUUUCUUUCACAUUGUAUGGUAGCUUACUUGGUAAUUAUGCCUUUAGUAGUGAUUUGCGGUUACCCAUGCAGUGGAAAAACUAAAAGAGCAGAGGAGCUGAAGGAGUAUUUUCACAGGAACACAGAGCGAAAGGUUUAUAUUGUCGGUGACAGCGCUCUUGGCGUUGAAAGAAACACUGUUUACGCAGAUUCCCAAAAGGAGAAAGAAGUUAGAGCAUCUCUGAAAGCUGAAGUAGAAAGGAAGCUAAACAAAGAUGAUGUUGUUAUUUUGGACUCAGUUAACUACAUUAAAGGCUACCGCUAUGAGCUGUUCUGCCUCAUCAAACAUGCACAGACGCCACACUGUCUUGUGUACUGUCUGACGUCAGAUGAGCAGAGCUCCUCAUGGAACAGAAGCAGAAAUCCUGAUGAGCAGUAUUCCCAGGACAUCUUCGAUGCAUUAGUUCAAAGAUUUGAAGCUCCUGACUCUAGAAACAGGUGGGACAGCCCUCUUUUCACCAUCCUGAAAGACGACAACCUUCCAUUUGAGUCUAUUUCGGAUGCACUUUUGAAAAGAAGAGCUCCGCCACCAAACCAGUCCACCCAAAGCCAACCUUUGACUUCUGUAAACUUCCUAUACGAGUUGGACAAGAUCACACAAGAAGUAUUAAUGGAAAUCUUUAAUGCUCAAAAGACGAGCGUUCCUGGGGAUUUCAUCUCGGUACCGGGGGCGACAGAAAAGGUGGAGCUCGCCAAAAGGAUCAACAUGGCGGAGCUGAGGAAACUACGGCGCCAAUUCAUCAGCUACAGCAAGAUGCACCCCAUAGAAAACACGGCCCAGAUCGCCAACAUGUUUGUUCAGUAUUUAAAUAAGAGUUACCAUUGAAUUUUUUUAUCAUAUGUAUUUUUUUAUUCAUUCUUGUAUUUGUCUGUGAAAAAUAAAUACUCGUAUGCACAAA
Messenger RNA from Oryzias latipes (Japanese medaka), 976 nucleotides. It is a transcript of the gene kti12, whose product is annotated as KTI12 chromatin associated homolog. Lineage: Eukaryota; Metazoa; Chordata; Actinopteri; Beloniformes; Adrianichthyidae. The record is from RefSeq and is a predicted model, not a curated record.